UAGCGUCCUCGCACGUCCCCUCGUGGCAGCCUGCGGUGCAGGCGAGCCUCUGGCUUUGCGGCUCCGCAGCUAGUCAGUCGCCUUGGGUCUAGCGUCGCCCGGGAUCAGCGCGCGUGCCCAACUUCCUGUCCGCCCUACCGCCAGGCCUGGGGCGACGCCUCGAGGUAAAAUCUAGGAGGUGCGGGAGGCUAACUCUGUGUAGGCCCUGUUGUCCGGGAGAAUCCUGAGGCUCUCGGCGGCGCGGGAGCGGAGGCGAUGGCGGAGGAGCAGGAAUGCGAUUUCAGGAAGUCGUGUGCGGACUCUGAGGCAGCGGCGGCUGCAGAACCUCUCCCUUCGGAGACCACCGCCGUCGCCGCAGAGUCGCCGGAACUCGAGAACUACAGUAGCAAGUGCGUGUUCUGCCGGAUCGCGGCGCAGCAGGAUCCCAGCACUGAACUCCUGUACUGUGAGAAUGAAGAUCUAGUUUGCUUCAAAGAUAUCAAGCCAGCAGCACCUCAUCAUUAUCUUGUGGUGCCAAAGAUGCAUAUUGGAAACUGCAGAUAUCUAAAGAAAGAUCAAAUAGAACUGGUGAAAGAUAACAUGAAAACUUAUAAACAAAUAGAAUGGAUAAAGAAGAUGUGGUACAUAUAUACAAUGGACUAUUACUCAGCCAUAAAAAGGAACGGAAUUGUGCUAUUUGCAGAGACGUGGAUGGACCUAGAGACUGUCAUACAGCGUGAAUUUCUUUACUGUUUUGUAGUUGAGAACAUGGUAACUGUUGGGAAAACCAUUCUUGAAAGGAAUAAUUUCACUGACUUCAAAAAUACGAGAAUGGGUUUCCAUGUGCCACCAUUCUGUUCCAUUUCCCAUUUGCACCUUCAUGUUCUGGCACCAGCCGAUCAGCUUAGCUUCUUAUCAAAAUUGGUUUAUAAAGUGAAUUCCUAUUGGUUUAUCACAGCUGAUUAUUUGAUUGACAAACUAAGAACAUGAAAAUGUCAACAGUGGAAGAUUUUCCUAAUUUUAGCUCAACAUAAACUAAUAUUCUGCUCUCUUUGAAGUCUAAUUACAAUUGGGUUUUAUGUGAAGCUAUUACUAGGUAGUCUUAAAUUGUUUCUUAAUGUUUGUUUCCUGAAAUCUGUGAUAUAGUUAUAUGAAUAUUUUGUCAUUGACUUUGUUUUAGUGGUUCCUUAUCUAAGGUAUUAGAUACUAUAGAUAAAAUCCCAUUAGAACAAAUUUUGUUAAUCAAGAAGGGCUCUGUAUUUUUUUUAAAGUUCAAACAUUUUAAUUUCUCAAUAGUCAAUUAUAAUAGUGAUUUAUUUAUGAAGAAUAAACUGGUAUAAAAAGUACUUUGUUGGAGCCUUUAUUAUAUGAAGGAGAAAGAGAAAUUAUUUCUUGAUUGUUCUAUAAUUUUACACAUAAAAUUUCAAAAUAAAGAGUACCAUACUACACAGUGA
Kogia breviceps (pygmy sperm whale) is the source of this 1433-nucleotide messenger RNA. Lineage: Eukaryota; Metazoa; Chordata; Mammalia; Artiodactyla; Physeteridae. The record is from RefSeq and is a predicted model, not a curated record.